AAAGGGGGCUUCCAGAUUCUGAUAACCCCCCUGCCCGCAGACCCCUACAACCACCGGCCAGGGUUGUGGGGAAGAGGCCCUUGUCCUCAUCGACAUGGGGACAAGGUGCUUUGGAGGGGAGCCCCCCCUGCCCCAAAGCACUCUCCCCCCAUGUUGAGGGCAUGUGGCCUGGUAUGGUUCAGGAGGGGGGGGGGCGCUCGCUCGUUCCCCCCUUUCCUGACCUGCCGGGCUGCAUGCUCGGAUAAGGGUCUGGUAUGGAUAUUGAGGGGGUCCCCACGCUGUUUUGUUUUUUAAAUUUCGGCUUAAUAUCCAUACCAGACCUGAAGGGCUUGGUAGGAUGAGAAGGGG
This is a messenger RNA of Staurois parvus, 348 nucleotides long. Lineage: Eukaryota; Metazoa; Chordata; Amphibia; Anura; Ranidae. The record is from the annotation of a GenBank genome assembly.